AUCGGUCGAUAGUCCAUCCCUAUAUCCGAAACAGGCUGGCAGCACGAAAUAGCAACGAGAAUUUUAAACAAAACAAAUAUCUUGUGUGUUUUAAAGAAAAUGGACAUAACACAAGUUUGUCGUAUUUGUGCCAACCAAAUCAAGAACGCAAAUACCCAGCGCAACAUAUUCAAAUACAUGCGCGGGAAGCUAUGGAACCAACUUAAGCUGAUUACUGGUGUCGAGUUGACUACCGACCAAGGACUGCCAGAGGGUGCAUGUGAACGAUGCCAGUCGGAAUUGGACCUGGCGAUGAAGUUUCGAGAGCGUUGUAUUUUUUCUCAAAAAUAUUUGCUGGAUAUAAAACAGAAGGAGAAAAGCAAACCCAAACAUAAAACCACACCGGCUGAGCUAGAGGAGCAGCUAAUCGAUGCGGAUUUUAUAAAGCCUGCAGAAUUUGAAGUAUGCGUAGUAGAAAACUUCGAUGACGAAAUCUCGGAUGACGAUGAUCCACAAGCUUCUGUCAUGGCCGCAGCAGAGGCCGCCCACCAGGCGGAAAUUCGGGAGCAACAAUUAGAACGGGCCGCUAAAAGACACAGAAAUUUCUUUAUAUGUGACCUUUGUGGCCACUUCUUUAAAGAUGAGUACCUAUACAACAGUCACGUUGCAGCGCAUGAGUGUCGCAAGGAAAUGAAGGACUUCUUCCCAUGCAAUGAGUGUCCACUUCAUUUUAAUAAGAGAGUACUAUUAAGGCAGCACCGUGCUCAGUGCCACAUUGAAAACGCCACGUUCAAGUGCUUCACUUGUGGCGAGAUUUUCCUUUCUAGGGGAGAUAAGCUACGUCACCAAAAGGCCCAUGAAAACGAACGACCAUACCCUUGUUUAGAAUGCGGAGAGGUGUGCAAUAGCGUUCAAGAACUUCAGCAGCAUAGUUCGACCCACCCGCCUCCAAAGCGAAAAUACAGAUGUGAGCCUUGUUCUAAGGACUUUUCUUCACGCAAGGAUUUAAUGACGCAUUCGAGGACUAAGAUUCACAAGCGCUUGGUCAGAAAUAUGGAAGAAGAAAUGGAAUUAACAUAUGAAAGCUAGAACAAAUGAAAAAAGCUGGAACUUUAGUUUUAUUUUUCGCAAAAUUACUUCUCGACUGGUGUUCAUCAUGAAAUAAAUAAUUUCAUUGCCAAACUU
This is a messenger RNA of Drosophila bipectinata, 1164 nucleotides long. Its product is annotated as transcription factor Ouib. Gene Ontology annotation, cellular component: nucleus. The record is from RefSeq and is a predicted model, not a curated record. Lineage: Eukaryota; Metazoa; Arthropoda; Insecta; Diptera; Drosophilidae. Gene Ontology annotation, molecular function: DNA-binding transcription factor activity, RNA polymerase II-specific; zinc ion binding; RNA polymerase II transcription regulatory region sequence-specific DNA binding. Gene Ontology annotation, biological process: regulation of transcription by RNA polymerase II.